GGUUUGCACAAGGAUCGCAGUGUGCUGUUAAUCUUAGAUCGUGGAUUUGAUCCCAUCAGCCCCCUGGUACAUGAAUUAACGCUACAAGCGAUGUGCUAUGAUUUGUUGAAAAUCACAGACAACACCUACACCUGCGAAAAUGGCAAGAAGGUUAGUUUGGGCGAACAGAAUCCGUUGUGGAGAGAACUUCGCCACACUCAUAUCGCUCAUGUCUCAAGUGAUCUUCCAGCCCGUGUGCGGGAAUUCGCAGCCAGCAAAAAGCAAUUUCUUGCUCUCCAGAAAUCGAAAUCUAACCAAUCCAGUGAGGGUGGCUAUGUGAAUGAAGGUGCCACAAUUGAAGCUGGUCCGAAGGAUUCCGUGGGCCUGCAAGACUUGUCUAAUCUGAUACGUCAGUUGCCCCAGUUCCAAGCGGAAGCCGCAAACUAUUCCGCUCUGUAUGUGGUCACUGACGCCUGUAUGCGCAUCUUUCGACAGGGUGCAGAUAAAUUGUGCAUUCUGGAACAGGAUCUUGUUAUGGGGCAAACUGCUCAAGGUGAUGUGGUACGCGAUCCCAUGCGACUACUGGUCGAAAUGUUCAACUACGACUUUGCCUCAGUUGAGGAUCGACUUCGCUUGUUGAUGAUCUUUUCACUAAUCAAAGAUGGAAUUUCUGAAAACCAUUUGGACAAAUUACUGGACACUGCUCAACUACCUCGAUUGAACAAAGCUUUGUUCGCUAGCCUUUCACUGCUCGUCGGAUCUCAGCUCAUUCAACCGGAACCAAUGUCGUUCGGAUCGAACCGUAUGGACGUUGCUGGUGGUUCUCAAAUCACUUUCGGUCAGUUAGAGUGCCUUAAACGCUUGCCUCCUGUUUCCUCAGUGUCAGACAGGGUCCAACGCUUUCUACCUGCAAAAAACAAGCGCAAGGAUCGGUUCGAUUCCACACCAUUUGCACAUUCGCGGUGGACACCGUAUUUGGUCGAUCUCAUGGAGGAGAUAAUCGAGAACAAAUUGGAUAGUCAACUUUUCACAUUUCUCCAACCGAGAAACACUGGCUUCGCCCAAAAUCCCGGACCACAAGCAGUUGAUUCGCCUCGUGAUUUUAAAGGUCCCUCAGCUCGUUUCCACGCAAGUGUCGCCGAUCACCCAGUCCUGGAUUCAACAUCUUUUCAGGUACAAUGGGCUCUGGUGCAGAGCAUUGUGGCCCACGCCUGA
This is a messenger RNA of Echinostoma caproni, 1194 nucleotides long. Lineage: Eukaryota; Metazoa; Platyhelminthes; Trematoda; Plagiorchiida; Echinostomatidae. The record is from the annotation of a GenBank genome assembly.